AUGGAUAGCGAAGAAGAAAAUGCUGAGAUUCCCGACGAUAACAAUGAAGGGGCGGACGGAGAUAACAAUGAUCGGGCACACGUCGAAGUAAGGAAACUUCCGCCUGUGGCACCAGAACAAUUCGGCGAGGGCUUGCCUUAUGCGCCGGAAAAUUGGCCGAAGCCCGGCGACAUUUGGGGAUGGAGAACCGGUAAGAAAGUUUCUACGACUGGGCACUUCCUGAACCGAUACCUUUAUCUUCCAUCUAGUCUUUGCGGAAUCAGCAGUCGUGGCCGAACCGCAGGCCAGAAGCGGAAACAGUGUUUUGCUAGCAAGGUUGCGGUUAAACGCUACUUGACAGAUACAUUCCCUGAUGUUAAAGUCUACGAAUUCUUUGGUAACUUCAGCUGGAUGAUUCCUUGUGUAAUGCCUGGCGCUGAAGAGCCUGGCGCUGAAGAGCCUAUACCGCAGCCUGCACCUGCGGUAUCACUCGUAGAGUCAUCACAUUUGAAGCAGAUAGAAUCUAACGUUGUGUGUAAAGCUGGGAAUAAGGAGUGCAGCAGCUUGAGUUUGGAAGAACGAGAAAAAUAUUCACCUGGGAUGCCCUGUAACAUAUGCUGCGCUGUAGCUGAUUUUUGCCGUGAUUGUAGCUGCAUUCUCUGUUCCCGAAAUGUGGAUUCAGCUUAUGGUGGCUAUAGUUACAUCAAGUGCCUAGUAAAAACUAACGAUAACAUUUGUGGGCAUGUUGCUCACAUGGAAUGUGCUCUUCGAGAUAGCCUGGCUGGCACUGCUGGAGGAGACGUUGCAAUUGAUGCCGAGUACUAUUGCCGGCGCUGUAAAGGGAGAACUGAUUUGGUUUCUCAUGUUAAGAAGCUUAUAGAGUCAUGUACAACUACUAAUUUGGACAGUGACAUUAGAAAAAAUAUUUUAAAUCUUUGCACGUCUCUCUUAGAGAAUUCAAAGAAAGACGAUGCAAGGAAGCUUCUGAUCAAAAUCGGAAAGAGCGUCCAAGAGGUUAAAUGUGAGACUAAUCGUCAAGAUACAAGUUUAUUCGAUGACGGUUGUGAAGGCUUAUCCGUUGAAAGCCCUUUAGACGUUCCAAUAGCGACAGAACCUUGUCAUUUGUCUGCUGAAUUAAGACUUGAGAUCGAGACUGAUUGUAUUCUGCGGGAUCUUAAAAGUUCGCAAGAGUAUGAAUAUAAAUGGGCAGCAGGAAAACUCAAUGAACAGAAAAAGUUGUUACAAGAUUUGCACCGGCAACUGGAGGAUGAGGCUGAACAACUACGUGUACGCCCCUCAUCUGCCCCCGAAGGUUUGGAAGAUUCGAUCAGACAAAAAAAGGAACAGAUAGAGAAGGAAACCAUGAAAUUUGAAGAAAUGAAAAAGGUGGACAUCGGUUUUGCCAGGACCUCCAAAGACAUUUUACAGAAUUACUUUGGCUUAUGGGUUCGACAAAGAUUCAAUUGA
Molecule: messenger RNA, 1446 nt
Organism: Abrus precatorius (Indian licorice)
Lineage: Eukaryota; Viridiplantae; Streptophyta; Magnoliopsida; Fabales; Fabaceae
Product: protein OBERON 1-like
Exons: 4
Coding region: 1-1446 (481 amino acids)
Source: RefSeq, a predicted model, not a curated record